Emiliania huxleyi CCMP1516 is the source of this 2244-nucleotide messenger RNA. It is a transcript of the gene ARC5A, whose product is annotated as ARC5A, dynamin-related protein. Gene Ontology annotation, molecular function: microtubule binding; GTPase activity; GTP binding. The coding region runs from base 1 to 2244 and encodes 747 amino acids. The record is from RefSeq and is a predicted model, not a curated record. Gene Ontology annotation, cellular component: cytoplasm; microtubule; membrane. The transcript has 17 exons. NCBI's taxonomy places the organism in Eukaryota, Haptophyta, Isochrysidales, Noelaerhabdaceae.
AUGCUGCUGCUGGCGGCGCCGCUCCUGUUGCUUGGCGCGCACGACGGUCCGGCGUGGCAAGGCUCGCCGCAGGCGGACGGGCUCUACGCUGCCUACAACCAGCUCGCCGCCUUCUCGCAGCAGUGCCAGCUGCCGAUCAAGACGCCGCAGAUCGUGGUGGUGGGUCAGCAGACGGACGGCAAGUCCGCCCUCAUCGAGGCCCUGAUGGGCUUCCAGUUCAACCACGUCGGCGGCGGCACAAAGACGCGCCGGCCGAUUGCGCUGCAGAUGCAGUACCGCGCCGAGUGCGAGGAGCCACGCUGCUUCCUGUUCGAGGGCGGGCGCGAGCGGCAGGUGGGUCUGCAGGAGCUCAAGGCGUACAUCGAGGCGGAAAACUCGCGCCUCGAGGCGGAGGGCGCCUUCGAGGCGGAGGAGCUGAUCGUGCGGAUGGACUACAAGUACUGCCCCAACCUGAGCAUCAUCGACACGCCGGGACUCCUCGACUUUGAUUCCGCCGCCCAGUCGACGGCGCCCAGCGCCGCCACCAACGCGCGCGCGGUGCGCGAGCUCGUCGUCGCGCAGAUGUCGGCCGCGGAGCGCGUCAUUCUUUGCGUCGAGGAGACGCGCUGCUGGCAGAGCUCGGCGGUGCGGCAGCUCGUCGGCGAAGUCGACCCCACCUUCGGCCGCACCGUCGUCGUCUCGACCAAGCUCGACACCAAGCUCGCCCAGCUCUCGGGCACGUCGGACCUCCUCCACUUCCUCGCGGCGCGCCCUCUCCGGGAGUCGCACCCGCGGCUGCUCGGAGGCCCAUUCUUCACCUCGGUGCCUUCGGGGCGCGUGGGCAGCUCGCCGCUGCACGGAUUCGCCACUGACGGCGAGUACCAGGACGCGCUGGCGCGCACGGAGCACGCCAACCUCGAGUACUUGCGCGAGGUUGCGGCGCCCGCCGCGGACGCCGCCACGCAGCCGGGUGCGCGCUCUGCCGUGGGCAUCAGCAGGCUGCGCCGCUUCCUCGAGGACUUGCUGCGCGAGCGGUACCUGAUGAGCCUCACCUCGAUCAUCGGACAGCUGCAAGCGGCGCGCGAGCGAACCUCGCAGCAGAUGGCGCAGGCGGACGAGCUGCUCGAGGAGCUCGCGCCCAGCAGGCUGCGUGGGCUCUGCUCCAAGUACGUCUCCCUCUUCAUGGAGCGGUACGACCUCACCAUAGCGGGCACCGUUGCGACCGACACGGCGCCGAUCGGACAGACGCUCGCGCAGGAGCGCGCCGAGGCAGGCGCCCUCUGCAGCGACGCCGCGCUCGGCGCCGACUUCUCGGCGCUGGUGGGCGAGGGCGGCGCGGGCGCGAGGCUGUUUGGCGGCGCGCAGUUCCACCGCUUGCUGCGCGAGUUUGAGCUCGGCGUCCGCUCGCUGCCGUCGGUGCUAGUCACCGACGAACAGCUCUCCAACGCGCUCGGCGUCGACGCGCAGCACGACGCGCUCUGCUACGGGCGCGCCGUCUGCCAGGCGGCGAUGAGCCACUCGCUCAGCCAGCACCACGAGCUGCUCACGCGGCUCGCCUCGCGCGUGGAGCACGUCGUGGCGCGGAUGCUGCUUCACGCGGCAGCCACCGCCGACGAGGGCAUCUCCGCCGCCGCGGGGGCGGGCGCGCUGCGAGCGACCGCGCGCCGCUCGCGGAUGAUCAGCGAGACGAUUGGCGGCUUCCUUCGCCGGCCGGUCGAGGAGGCCUUCUCGUCGCUGCUGCGCGAGAGCUUGCGGGAGUGCAUGCAGGCAUGCUACACAGACAUCCGCUCUGUCGUCGCGCCUCGCGGCGGGGCGUCCGAGGUGUCUACCUUGUGGCCCAUCUUUGCCUCGCCCGCCAACGACGUCACAGAGGACGGCGAGGUGGCGAGCUGGGCGGUCGGGGGCUGGGUCGGGUCGGGGGAGAGCGCCGUGGACGCCCUCGUCACGCGCCUCGUCGGGGCGUGGCGGCGCCAGUUCGCUCUGGCAGUCAAGCGAAAGGUCCGCUACUUCCUCAUCAGCCUCGCGGAGCGGCUCCCAACGCACCUGCUCCGCAGCCUGCACACCAUGUGCGACGAGCCAACCUCGACGUCGUCGCUCGACGUGGCGAGCGCGCGCGCGGCGCUGCUCGAGCACAAGGCGGGGCUCGAGACCGAGCACGCGCGGGCGACGCAGUUGCUCGACCGCUUCUACAGCUUGCGCGGGCAGCUCGAGGAGGGGAGCCGAGCCGAUCGGCCAGCAGAGGCGCUCGCGGCUGGCCGGGGGUAG